AUGUAUGGUCUUCAAACUGUAACCUACGGCACGAGACCGGGAAAUUACCUAGCAGUUAGAUGUCUACAUCAAUUGGCAAUGGAUAAAGAAGAAAAUUUUCCCCUAGCAUCGGAAGUUUUGAAGAGAGAUUUCUAUGUGGAUGACCUUCUCACGGGAGCAGAUAAUUACGAGAGGGCCUUGCAAAUUCGUAACGAAUUGAUUCAACUGCUUCGUAGAGGUGGAUUUCAUCUGAGGCAGUGGGCUUCAAAUACUAGCAGCUUGAUUGAUGAUCUUGGUGAGCGAUCGGACAUUGAACAUCUUUGUUUGGGAGGUGAAGACAGCGUUAAAACCUUAGGCAUACAGUGGAGAUGCAAGGACGAUACCAUUAUAUAUAUCAUGAACACUCGAAUAAAUGGUAACGAGCGCCUCACUAAGCGAACAUUGCUAUCACAGAUCGCGGCAAUCUUUGAUCCACUUGGACUGUUGGGACCAAUCAUUGUUAAAGCCAAGAUUGUUAUGCAACUGCUCUGGCAGCUGAAGCUUGAAUGGGAUGAGACAGUGCCCAUGGAUAUAUUUACAUUAUGGAACGAAUAUAAGACACAACUUAAUUCCAUAAAUGGUUUUAGUUUUCCGAAAAGAAUAAUGCUUGGUGAUUCCGACCUACAACUACAUGGAUUCUGCGAUGCAAGUAAGAAGGCCUUUGGCGCAUGCAUAUAUCUGCGUUCAACCAGUCAAACGGGAGAUCGAAUGGUGAGGCUAGUGUGUGCCAAAUCUAGAGUGGCUCCUUUAAAAAAGGUCUCUCUACCGAGGUUGGAGUUGUGUGCCGCAGUCUUACUCGCUAAUUUAUAUAAGGUUACCAGUGGCUCACUGAAACGAGAUUUCAGGAGUAUACAUUUUUGGUCGGAUUCCACCAUUGCGAUUCAUUGGAUACAUUCAUCGCCUCACAGACUAAAGACGUUUGUGGCAAAUAGAGUAGCACAAAUACAGACUACUACGGAGAAGUCAUAUUGGAGGUAUGUUCCGUCUCAACAGAAUCCUGCUGAUCCAUUGUCACGUGGACAAAUGCCUGAAGCAUUUGCGCAAAACCAACUGUGGAAAAAUGGACCGGAUUGGUUGAUGGCGGAUGAAGAUGAAUGGCCCGCAAACUUGGUUGAAGAAAUUGUAGUGCCGGAGCAGCGAUCAACUGUUAACUUGCAAACUGCUAUAUCGGCUGAUUUUGUUGAGAGAUUUUCAUCAGUAUUCCUAUUAACAAGAGUAAUAGCAUAUUGCCUGCGCUUCGUACACAACUGUCGCAAGAAAGAGAAACGAACAGGAUCUAUCACAACAGAAGAACUGCGGGAAGCAACGAAUUGCGUGAUUCUGGCGGUACAAGCGAACGCUUUCGCUAAUGAAUUGUAUAAUUUGCGUCACGGCAGACCUCUGCACUCAAAAAGUAGAAUUUUGGCAUUGAAUCCGUUUAUAGAUAACGUGGGAAUAUUGCGAGUGGGCGGAAGACUUCAAAAUGCUGAUAUGAGAUAUGCUCGGAAGCAUCCCAUAUUACUUCCCAAUAAUAAUUUUACUAAAUUAAUUUUUAAAUAUGUCCAUAUUAGUAAUUAUCAUUGUGGUGUUCAAGCUACAUUAUACGCUGUUAGACAGAAUUAUUGGGCAGUUAGAGGAAAGGACAUUGCUAAGUAUACUGUUCGUACUUGUAUGAGAUGCUUUCGAUUUGCAGCACCCGCACCAAAGUAUCAAAUGGGAAAUUUACCGAUGGAUAGAGUAGUGAACGAUCGCCCGUUCGAGAAGCGGUUUUGUGUUGAUAGGGGAGUCAAAUGGAAUUUUAUACCGCCACGUUCACCGCAUUUUGGCGGAUUAUGGGAGGCCGCGGUGAAGGGAUUUAAGCAUCACAUGCGUCGAACACUCGGUGAAACAUUAUUUACAUUUGAAGAAUUUAACACAUUUGUAAUUGAAAUAGAAGGUGUAUUGAAUUCGCGACCGCUCACUGCUCUGUCCUCGGAUCCAAAUGAUUGCUUGGCUUUGACGCCUGCACAUUUUUUGAUAGGAACGUCGUUGUCAGAUAUUCCUGAAGUCGAUCUCACGGAUGUGCCCACUAACAGAUUGUCUAUAUGGAAACACAUACAAAAAAUUAAGCAAAACUUUUGGCGUCGCUGGAGCAAGGAGUAUUUAAACGAGCUGCAACAGCGAACCAAGUGGUUGAAUUCACACGCUUCAUGUAUUAAACCAGGAAUCUUGGUUCUUAUUAAAGAUGACAACACUGCUCCUUUGCAAUGGUCGAUGGGCAGGAUAGUGGUCGUGCAUCCGGGAGACAAUAACAUUGUGAGAGUGGUUACCGUAAAUACUCAGAAUGGUACAUAUAAGCGAAAUGUAAGAGCUCUUGCCCCGCUACCCAUUGAAUAA
Messenger RNA from Monomorium pharaonis (pharaoh ant), 2373 nucleotides. RefSeq lists its product as uncharacterized. Gene Ontology annotation, molecular function: nucleic acid binding. The transcript is spliced from 2 exons. The coding region runs from base 1 to 2373 and encodes 790 amino acids. NCBI's taxonomy places the organism in Eukaryota, Metazoa, Arthropoda, Insecta, Hymenoptera, Formicidae. The record is from RefSeq and is a predicted model, not a curated record.